Molecule: messenger RNA, 1623 nt
Organism: Monoraphidium neglectum
Lineage: Eukaryota; Viridiplantae; Chlorophyta; Chlorophyceae; Sphaeropleales; Selenastraceae
Exons: 7
Coding region: 1-1623 (540 amino acids)
Source: RefSeq, a predicted model, not a curated record
AUGUGGCAGGUGCAACGAGUGCAGACGCCGCUGCUGCCACGCACGCACCUGUCCGGGCGCCCCGCCAGCACCGCGGCGUCGCGGCUUCGGCCCCGCGCCCAGCAGCAGCAGCAGUCACCUGCCUCCUCCACAGCAGCGGCAGUUGCGGACAAGGUCCGCGCAGCCAACGGGGCUGGCCGGGGCGUGGUCGUCACGCAGCUCACCCCCACCAAGGCGCCGGUGGUGUUCAGGACAGGCGGCAGCACAGCCGGCACUUUUAACGGCGUUUCAAAUGCAGCAGGGGAGGAGCCGCAGCAUCAGCAGGCGCGCACGGGUCCCCUGGCGGUGCUGCGGCAGCUGUACCUUCCAGAGGGGUUCCCCGCCACCGUGACCAGCGAUUACCUGCCCUACCAGUUGGUGUCGGUUCCCACCCACAUCACCGGGUGGCUGAGUCACUCCCUGGCCACCUCCAGCCUCCUCAAGGCGGUCGGCAUCAGCGCGGGCCCCGUGGGCGUUGUGGCGGCAUCGGCAGCGAUCAAGUGGAUCGUCAAGGACGGUAUCGGCGCCGCGGGGCGCUUUGUUGUGGGGGGCCGCCUGGGGCGCGAGUUUGACGACGACCCGCGGCGGUGGAGGAUGGUGGCAGAGGCCAUCACAACAAUUGGCCUGGCCCUCGAGAUCUCCACCACGCUGUACCCCCAGAACUUCCUGCUGCUGGCGUCCACCGGGAACUUUACCAAGGCGGUGGCCAAGGGCAUGGGCAAGCCGGUGUUCAGGGUGGUGCAGACGCACUUUGCGGCCACGGGCAACGUUGGGGCGGUGGCGGCCAAGGAGGAGGUGUGGGAGGUGUCCGCCCAGCUCGCGGGCUACGCCGCCAGCGUGGCACUGCUGCAGUCGCUAGAGGGCACAGGGUCCUGGCAGCCGGUGGUGGGCCUGUGGGCGCUGGUGCAGGGUGUGCACGUGUUGUUUCGCUUCGCGGCCCUCAGCCAGCUGCGCUUCGCAACGCUCAACCAGAAGCGCGCCUGCGCGCUCGCCGCGGCCCACGUCGCCGCCGUCCGCGGCGGCAGCGGUGGGGACGGGCAUGGGGGCCUGUCAGCAAGCGUGGAUGCGGCGGCGGCGGUGGCGACCCCGGUGCUGCCUGGUGUCGAGGAGGUGAACGCGGCGGAGCCGAUGCUGACACCGGCCGGGUCAGUGCGGCCACGAAUGCGGCUGGGGGUCACCAUAGCGGAGGCCUGGGGGAGCGGCGAUGACAAGAAGCAGGGCUCGGGCGCCGCGGCUGUGGGGCAGGGCCCGGGGGCCUCAGAGCUGGCGGAGUGGGUGGGGCUGUACGAGGCAGAGCAGUACCUGCUGACGUGGCGCGACGGCGCGGCGUGGGUGGUGGUCAAGAGGGACGCGGCGCCGCCGGCGCUGCUGCAGGCGGUCUGGCAGGCGGCGUGGCUGGACGCGGCGACGAGCAGCAGCAAUGCAGCUGGCAACGGCGGCGGGAGCAGCGGCGCGGCUGAUUUUGGCCUGUUGAAAGAGAGCCUUGCGGCGGCCCGGCGGCACUACCCGGGGUUUUUGGCUGCGAUGGAGUCGGCGGGCUGGGACUUGACGGCGCCACCGGUGCUACAGAUGCAGCAGACGCGGGUGGUAGUGGAGAGCGAAUGA